AUGUCGGGGAGUGGAGGGGACCUGAGGGAUGCUUCUGCGCAGGCGCGUGCCGCCUAACUCUACCCGGGAAGAAGCCAAGUUCUCUUUUCGCUUUUGGAAAUGGGCACACCGCAGAAGGAUGUUAUUAUCAAGUCAGAUGCACCUGAUACCCUAUUAUUGGAGAAGCAUGCAGAUUAUAUUGCAUCCUAUGGCUCAAAGAAAGACGAUUAUGAGUACUGUAUGUCCGAGUAUUUGAGAAUGAGUGGCAUCUAUUGGGGUCUGACUGUAAUGGAUCUCAUGGGACAACUACAUCGCAUGAAUAGAGAAGAAAUUCUGACAUUUAUUAAGUCAUGUCAACAUGAGUGUGGUGGAAUAAGUGCUAGUAUUGGACAUGAUCCUCAUCUUUUGUAUACUCUUAGUGCUGUCCAGAUUCUUACUCUGUAUGAUAGUAUUAAUGUCAUUGAUGUAAAUAAAGUUGUGGAAUAUGUUCAAAGUCUACAGAAAGAAGAUGGUUCUUUUGCUGGAGAUAUUUGGGGAGAAAUUGAUACAAGAUUCUCUUUUUGUGCGGUAGCAACUUUGGCCUUGUUGGGGAAGCUGGAUGCUAUUAAUGUGGAAAAGGCAAUUGAAUUUGUUUUAUCGUGUAUGAACUUUGAUGGUGGAUUUGGUUGCAGGCCAGGUUCUGAAUCUCAUGCGGGGCAGAUCUAUUGUUGCACAGGAUUCCUGGCUAUUACUAGUCAGUUGCAUCAAGUAAAUUCUGAUUUACUCGGUUGGUGGCUUUGUGAACGACAGCUGCCCUCAGGUGGACUCAAUGGAAGGCCAGAGAAGUUACCAGAUGUAUGCUAUUCGUGGUGGGUGUUGGCUUCCCUAAAGAUAAUUGGAAGGCUUCAUUGGAUUGAUAGAGAGAAACUGCGCAGUUUCAUCUUAGCAUGCCAAGAUGAAGAAACAGGAGGAUUUGCAGACAGGCCAGGAGAUAUGGUAGAUCCUUUUCAUACUUUAUUUGGAAUUGCUGGAUUGUCACUUUUGGGAGAAGAACAGAUUAAGCCUGUUAGUCCUGUUUUUUGCAUGCCUGAAGAAGUACUUCGGAGAGUGAAUGUUCAGCCUGAACUAGUGAGCUAGAUUUAAAUCCCUCGAUGCAAAAGUUGCAUAGUAUAGUUUGCCUUCUUAAUGUUUUGGUAUUUGAAGUGCUUAGCAAACUUGAUGACUACUACUGUGUUAAUAUUUUGUAAAUGAAUUGUGUCAAUUAAUUUUAAUAAAUUAUUGUAAUUAUACAUACUGUAAAAAAACCUUUAUUGUAUCUUAAGCUUUGUUUUCUUCAGGAAUGCUGUUAUUCUCAGUACAAUAUUUUGUUUAUGCUUCAUUGUAUUUGUAAAUUUAUCUCUCUCCUUAACAGCUUAGUUGAACUGUUUAGCUGAAGUCUUUGUUCAGUCUGAAUUUUCCAUGUACUCCCUUCAUGUUAUAUAAAUAAAUACAGUUAAUGUAAAUUGGUCUGUGUUAAUGAGAAUGUUAACUGAUAAAACUUGAUGAACCUCAUGCGAAUUAAAAGGUGCAAAUAAAUGGCUGUUGGAAUUUGGGAAUA
Molecule: messenger RNA, 1555 nt
Organism: Camelus dromedarius (Arabian camel)
Lineage: Eukaryota; Metazoa; Chordata; Mammalia; Artiodactyla; Camelidae
Gene: RABGGTB
Product: Rab geranylgeranyltransferase subunit beta
Exons: 9
Coding region: 100-1095 (331 amino acids)
Biological process (GO): protein geranylgeranylation
Cellular component (GO): Rab-protein geranylgeranyltransferase complex
Molecular function (GO): Rab geranylgeranyltransferase activity
Source: RefSeq, a predicted model, not a curated record